Molecule: messenger RNA, 1345 nt
Organism: Vigna angularis (adzuki bean)
Lineage: Eukaryota; Viridiplantae; Streptophyta; Magnoliopsida; Fabales; Fabaceae
Exons: 3
Coding region: 128-1255 (375 amino acids)
Molecular function (GO): ubiquitin protein ligase activity
Source: RefSeq, a predicted model, not a curated record
AGCAAUAUCUUCUGCUGUGAUUCCAAGUUCAAAUCUUGCACGUAGCGUGCAUGGAAGCAACUCAAACUCCGUGAGCAUUCCAAGAAAAAGAGGUUCUGGAGAAUUUCAUCGGGGUGAAAGUUCAAACAUGGGUGAAGGGACAGGAGAGGUCAAAAGACUUGCUACUGAGUCUCAGGUGAGAGCUAACAACAAUGUGAACCCGUCACCACCAUCACUUUCUUUGGUGCAACAAGAGUAUCAAUUCCUCCGUGGCCCCCAUGUUAAUCCAAACAAUGAAGGGACACCUUUUCCUUCACCCAAUACCCCUGACGGGAUGACUAAUACUGAUGAUGAAAGAAGAGGUUAUCAUGCUCCGAUACCAAGUCACGCGAGUUUGCCUUUCAACGGAGCCUCAUCACAUUCCCAACUGUUUCCUCUGCAACCCUCACAUUCCGUUCGGCCUCUAUCCCUUCUCAGUAGUUCAUUCAUGUCCAGUUCUAUCCCCAACCUUAACAACCCAACUGUGCCGAAUGCUCCUCACUUAAUAUCCUCUCCGUGUCCUCACGCUAGAAUCGAUAAUAUGAUUCCAUUUUUUGAACAUAGAAAUGACAUGUUUGGUCCUCUAGUUACAUCCACUUAUCGACCAAACGGGUCUUACGUUGAUAGUGAUCGAGAGACUACUAGAAGGGCUCUCCUUUAUGGUCUCCGUCAGUUCGAAGCCCCGGAAUCGGAACCACUGCAAUUACUACCUGGAAUUAUGGGCAAUGGUGACAGAGUUAGUAAUGCUGGAGCCAAUACGUACCACCCUCUGAGUGAUUAUAGCGCUACAGCUUGGUUUCUUCCACAGGGCUCACGAGGAACGAACCAUUCUGCUCCAGCAAGUAGUUCUGGCACUCAGAAUCAUCAUAGGCCAAUACCACAAUUUCCUUCUCUUGAAUCACUAAGGGAGCUUCCAUCUGAGAUUGAGCACCCUGGAGUAUUUGGGACGUCGCAAGCAUUCACGGGACUAAGUCUGGAAACGAUAAUGCAGUUCAUGGAGCGUGAAAUUUUCUUGGUUGAUGAAGAUGUCUCAGAAGAAACUAAAGAAAGAUGCCCCGUCUGUCUGGAAGAAUUUUGCAGGGGAGAGGAUAUUGGGAAGCUGAAUUCGUGUGUUCACAAGUUUCACUUUGAUUGCAUUAAAGAGUGGCUCAUGCAGAGGAAUCUUUGCCCCGUCUGCAGAAGAACCGCGCUGGAAAGGCCUAAUGACCCAAGUCUACUAUAUAUACUUAAUAAUUGAAAAGCGAGAAUUACAUAUUAUCAGCUUUUACUACUUUUUUUAUAAUAAAUAAUCAUCACUAUAGUAAGUAUAGUUACAUGGACACCUAAA